AUAUCAAACGUGUGUGCGUCUUAACUAUUUUUUUCGCUUUCGCGUUAGGUAACGAACUGCAAUUAUCGAAUCAGGGCGAAUGGAAAUGCGGUAUAACCCGACCGCCUCAAUCGCGUAUCGUAGAUGGUCGCGAAACGUUUUUGGGAUCGCACCCUUAUAUGGUUGCGUUAAAAUAUUGGAUCGCAUGGAGGUUCGGCAUGGGUUGCGGUGGUUGUUUAAUAUCCAAUACGUUUGUUGUGACGGCUGCCCAUUGCGUUGUGGACACACUUGAAGGAAGCUACUUUAAGCCACGUUUAUGGGCAGUGCGAGUUGGUGCCUGCGAUCUCGCGAAUCCAUUUGAAAAGAUUAUAGAGUACGGUAUAGAACAAGUUAUUAUGCAUUCCAAAUUCAAUAGACGUAUUCUAGCAAACGAUAUAGCUCUGAUUAAAACAAAUAUGCCCAUCAGUUUUAACGCUCAUGUUUCCCCCAUCUGUCUACCUACAGAUGCAAUGUUUUUUAAUCAAGAUUUUGUGGGUAAGCCUGCUGUAGUGCUCGGUUGGGGUCGCACGCGUUAUGGAGGACCGCUUUCGCACGUCUUAAAGGAGGCUAUCCUGCCCAUUGUAAGCUUGGAGAAAUGUCGCAAAAGUUAUUCAACUGUAUUCAGAGGCUUCGAACUUACCGAUGGGGUAAUAUGCGCAGGUAAUGGUAGUGCAGAUGCUUGCCAAAGUGAUUCUGGCGGUCCUUUAAUAUUUCAAGAGAAUCGUGACGGUGCUUUGGUUUCUAGCUUAGUGGGCAUUGUUUCAUUCGGUAAAGAAUGCAAUAACCCUGAAUAUCCUGGCGUAUAUACGCGUGUCGUUUCUUAUAUGGAUUGGAUUUUAAAUAAUACCGGUUUAGAAAUGUUGCGCAUGUUUUUUGUUAAUUUAUUCAAAAAUAUUAUCGUUUUAUUAAUAUUAAAAGAUCUUGAUACAUUUGCACAGCAUAUUAUCAAUUAUCGCGAACACUUUUGCUAUACGCCUAGUGGCGAAAUAGGCGCUUGUACAUCUUUAAAGUAUUGCCCCGAAAUUGUGAAUUUAUUCACCAGAGUUCAUCCAAACAUGGCCAAACGGUAUUCAAUGGAAUCGCAACGUGUUUGCGGUAAUCAAAUCACUCCAGAUCAGUAUCCCUUGGUAUGCUGCACGAUAAUUGUUAAAAGUAAUAAUAAUGAGGAUCUUACUGUAACAACUCCUACAACUACAACUACGACUGCAACUAGCACAACUUCAUCAACGACUACUACCACCAAAAAACCAAAAAACGAUAGUAGCAGUCGAUCCAUUGCUAAUGAAACAUAUACCUCAUGUGAUACACCGGAUUUUCAAAGCGGUUUCUGUAAACCGUUAGAAAAUUGCCCGGAAUUAUUUAAUAAACUACGUCGAAAUUCGGAAGAUGAAGAAUUUAAGAAAUAUCUAAGAUUAUCGCAUACUCUAUGUGGGGAGGAAAAGACGAUAGUGUGCUGUCCAGAGAUAAAUAUUAAGAACAUUCUUAAUAAUCGGUACAAUAAUGCUAGUCAACGUUACAAUAAAUUGCCGAGCGAAGAGGAGGGUUGCGGUCUUGUAAAUCUAAGUACUACGAAAAUUGUUGACGGUGACGAUAGCGAAAUUGGCGCCUGGCCUUGGAUGGCCUUAAUCGGUUACGAUCCUUGGAGUGUCCGGCCAUUUAGAUGUGGCGGUACUCUAGUGUCCGCUCAACACGUCAUUACUGCUGCCCAUUGUAUACGCCAUGAUUUAUCAUUUGUUCGAUUGGGCGAAUACGAUUUGACAAAUGAAACGGAAACCGAACACAUGGAUGUAAACGUUGUAAAGUAUUCUAUACAUCCGCAAUUUGGUAAAAACCGACGUUCGGAUAUGGCUGUGUUGUUGUUGGAAAAAAUUGUUACUUUUUCGGACUUAAUUGCUCCGAUUUGCAUGCCAACGUCUAGUCAUUUACGCUCGAAAUCUUACGUUAAUACAAUGCCAUAUGUUGCUGGUUGGGGUUACACCAGUCAAGGUGGUGCAACAUCGCCUAUCCUAAAACAAGUUCAGCUGCCAGUUCUCGAAAAUGAGGUCUGUCGUCGAAUUUAUACUACUUUAAUGCCUCAUUCGUCAGCACAGGAGUAUGAUGAAUCAGUGAUUUGCGCGGGUUUUGUAGUGGGUGGCAAAGAUACAUGUAAAGGUGACUCAGGUGGCCCUUUAAUGAUACCGGAGCUUUAUAAAGGCAUAACACGUUAUUACUUAAUUGGAGUUGUAUCCUAUGGUCAUGGCUGCGGUCAAGCUCCUGGUAUUUAUAUAAGCACUCAAUAUUGGAUGGAUUGGAUUAUAGAACAGAUAUCGACCAUGUGAUUA
Molecule: messenger RNA, 2339 nt
Organism: Glossina fuscipes
Lineage: Eukaryota; Metazoa; Arthropoda; Insecta; Diptera; Glossinidae
Product: serine protease filzig-like
Exons: 13
Coding region: 159-2336 (725 amino acids)
Biological process (GO): proteolysis
Molecular function (GO): serine-type endopeptidase activity
Source: RefSeq, a predicted model, not a curated record